Thalassophryne amazonica is the source of this 3327-nucleotide messenger RNA. RefSeq names its product F-box and leucine-rich repeat protein 14b (gene fbxl14b). Gene Ontology annotation, molecular function: protein binding. NCBI's taxonomy places the organism in Eukaryota, Metazoa, Chordata, Actinopteri, Batrachoidiformes, Batrachoididae. Gene Ontology annotation, cellular component: SCF ubiquitin ligase complex. The record is from RefSeq and is a predicted model, not a curated record. The coding region runs from base 589 to 1791 and encodes 400 amino acids. The transcript has a single exon. Gene Ontology annotation, biological process: SCF-dependent proteasomal ubiquitin-dependent protein catabolic process.
CCAAGCCAGCUCGAGCUUUCCUGCUUUUCUGUCAUGGAAAUGUUUCCUAAUAGGCGGCAUUAAGUGUGUUGGUUUUAUUCGACUUUCUUAUUCUGAAAUGUACGACCGUCUGGAUCCCCGCUCGGCCGAGAGAGGACGGCCUUUUGUAGCCAGAAUACAAGGAAGCGUCGUCUGAGAGAGAGAGAGGGGGGAAGCCUUGACGCUUUUUCCUCCUCCUCCUCCUCCUUCCUUUCGCCCCCUCUCCUCCUCUUUUUGGCGGAGAGAGAGAGGGAGAGAGGGGCUGAGAGACAGGAAUAAACGCCUUUUUUAAGGGUUGUUUUUCCUUUUUCUUUUCUUUUUUUAAUAUUCCGAUUUGAAUCCUACUGCGCCACCAGACCGGAUCACGUGGGAGUGAAGAGAGUUGGAUCGAUUUUGCACAGUUCACUAUGAGAGAAAGAGAAACUCCUCUAUUUCUUUUUUUCACUUUUGUGGAUGACUGUUGAUACUUUUGUGUAUUUUUAACAGAAGAAGGGGGGUUCUUUGAGUGGCUUUUUUCUGCCUUGGGGGGUGCGGAGUAUUGAUUCUUAUAUGCCUGGGUGUUGAAAAACAAUGGAGACGCACAUUUCGUGCCUCUUCCCGGAAAUUUUGGCGAUGAUUUUCAGCUAUCUGGACGUGCGGGACAAAGGCAGGGUAGCCCAAGUGUGCAUUGCUUGGAGGGAUGCAUCCUACCACAAGUCAGUCUGGAGGGGGGUUGAAGCCAAGCUGCACCUCCGCCGGGCAAAUCCCUCCCUGUUCCCCAGCCUCCAGGCCAGGGGCAUCCGAAGGGUCCAGAUCCUGUCCCUGCGCCGUAGUCUGAGCUAUGUGAUCCAGGGGAUGCCGAACAUAGAGUCCCUCAAUCUGUCCGGCUGCUACAACCUCACCGAUAACGGACUGGGCCACGCUUUUGUGCAGGAGAUCCCAUCGCUUAGGGUUCUGAACCUGAGUCUCUGCAAACAGAUUACAGAUUCCAGUCUUGGGAGGAUAGCUCAGUACCUGAAGAAUCUGGAGGUGCUGGAGCUUGGAGGCUGCAGCAACAUCACCAACACAGGGCUUCUGUUGAUAGCCUGGGGGCUCCACAGGCUGAAAAGCCUCAAUCUGAGGUCCUGCAGGCAUGUCUCAGAUGUGGGGAUCGGACACUUGGCGGGUAUGACCCGGAGCGCGGCGGAGGGCUGCUUGAACCUGGAGUACCUGACCCUCCAGGACUGUCAGAAACUGACGGACUUGUCACUCAAACACAUUUCCAAGGGGUUGACGAAGCUCCGGGUGCUGAACCUGAGCUUCUGCGGGGGGAUCUCAGACGUAGGGAUGAUCCACCUGUCCCACAUGGCCUCACUGUGGAGCCUCAACCUGCGUUCCUGUGACAACAUCAGUGACACUGGGACCAUGCAUCUCGCCAUGGGCACCCUACGGCUCUCUGGACUCGACGUGUCCUUCUGUGACAAGAUAGGGGACCAAACCCUGGCUUACAUCGCCCAGGGGCUGUACCAACUCAAAUCCCUAUCCCUGUGCUCGUGUCACAUCUCGGAUGAUGGGAUCAACCGGAUGGUGAGGCAGAUGCACGAGCUGAGGACUCUGAACAUUGGACAGUGUGUGCGCAUCACGGACAAAGGACUGGAGCUCAUUGCCGACCACCUGACUCAGCUGGCGGGCAUCGACCUGUAUGGAUGUACCAAGAUCACCAAGAGGGGACUGGAGAGAAUCACACAGCUCCCCUGCCUUAAAGUGUUGAAUCUGGGACUCUGGCAGAUGACAGAGAGUGAGAAAGUGAGGUGAUUGAAAAUGUGUGUUUUAUUUUUAAAAAAAUACAGACACGAGGAGGAAGGAUGGGUUGGUGGGGAAAUUUCUCUUAUUAUUUAGGUGUGCUUCUCCUGUGUGACUGUAAUUUUACAUUGUUUUCAUUCUUUCUUUUUGGCUUUGCAGGAUUUUAAAGUAGUCUUUGAUUUAUUGUUCCACCUGGUAGGAAGCAAUUCAAACUUGUGUUGUGAGCUGAAGAACAUCCCUGGUCACACUUGUUUUGAUCUCACAUUGAGUCAGGUGUUGAAAAGGGGGGGAAAAAAAGAUGCAAAUCAGCAAGUUGCAAACAGAUUAACUGACAUUUUGUUGUGGAAAAUUCAAUCCGACACCGCCGGCAGAUCCCCCUCACCUCCCAUUCCCUUUCAUUUUUAACAAAAAGUGAGUUUUUAAUUAUUUUCAAACUUGAGUGUGAGACUAAAUGUUUGUCUGAAUUUGAGACAUUUAUGACUCUUGCUUCAGCCAUCACGCCUAAAAUAUUUGGCUACCUCGUACGUGGUUGUUUUCAAAGGGUGUAUACUGUUAAGAAGAUGCCAGAAUGAGAGUCUGGGAGGAAAAAAAUGUGCCUAAAAGAGACUGUGUCUGCCCCCCGCUCCCAUCCAAAUCCAGAGGUGCAGAAAGGAGACCAGCGCACAAUCGUAACUACCUUUUUGUUAAUUUACCCUCAGAUGUGGCAACAAAUUUGACAGAGAGAGGAAGAAGGAGAAGGACAAGAAAAUUGCUGUUAAAUCCGUUUCCUGCGAAGAACGGCAUUUGAUGCAGAAACACACAAAAACAUCUUUUUGUUUGUUUUUAAUUUUUACAUUUAAAGCUCGACUGCUUUGCUAUGAAAUUCUGUGCAUAAGCUUCUAGAAGCACUAAUGCUGAUCCUGUAAUAAUUGGCUGCUGCACAGACACGAGGACGUCACAGAGAGAUAAAAUCAGAAUGUGUCCUUAAUAUUAUGGACUGUUUUCUGUGGGGGGUGGGGGUGCUGUUGGGAAAUAAAUGUCAGUGAAUGUUGUUCGUACUUCAAAUUGAAGUGAUUUCUACAAUAUUGACUACGUUUUAUUAACUGAACCAAUCAGGGUUUGUUUCAAGAUUUUUAUUUUUUCCUCCCCCACAUUAAAAGCCAAGAUGGGUCACAUACAUAUUCAUGUUGUCAUCGGUGAGAGGAUGAACUGAUGGCUUCUUCCUCCUCUUUUCUCUCUCUGGAUAAAAAUCCAUUUUCAGACAAGCUUAGAAUAAGAGAGCAAUUGAUUAUUUUUUUUCUUUUCUCUGUGUCUCAUUACAGAAUUCAUCUCUCUCUCUUCCACAUGUGCACACACAUGCACACGCCUGCGUUUUAAUGUAAUGCAAUGACCUGCUAGAUAAAUUAACACGGAUGUGCGUCCUGCUGAAAAAGCUGUGUGUUUGAAAAUAAAAAAAGAUGUACUGUAUAUUAUGUGUUUGUAAAACAGAAAAAAAAAAUGCAGAAUCCCAAAAUUAAAUUGUUUUAUAUUCUUACAGGUUAAAACAAUUAAAGAUAUUUAUAUAAUGAA